AUGGCGUCCAAGUUGUCCCUCGAUGGUGGCAUCGCGUUUGGUGGCCGGGGCAAAGAGACUGCUCUCUCCUUUGCGGAGGCCGGUGUCGAAGCUGUCGUCUGCGCGGACCUCAAUGAAGAAGGCGCAAAGCAAGUUGUUGAAGAGAGCAAGAGAUAUGCCAAACAUGCAGGGUUUCGAGCCAUUGCAGUCAGGUUGGACAUCGCCGACGAGGAGAGUGUGAAGAGCCUUAUUGCCAUGACAGUCCAAGAGUUCGGACGCAUCGAUUUCGCAGUCAACAGUGCAGGGGUCCCUUAA
Messenger RNA from Diaporthe citri, 294 nucleotides. RefSeq lists its product as uncharacterized. Lineage: Eukaryota; Fungi; Ascomycota; Sordariomycetes; Diaporthales; Diaporthaceae. Bases 1 to 294 code for a protein of 97 amino acids. The record is from RefSeq and is a predicted model, not a curated record. The transcript has 3 exons.